UCAUGCAAAGUCGCCAUGUUCGGGACCCUUGCUGUGAUGGUAGACGGGAAAAGUAGCUUUAUCAGCGAUUGAAACGUGUCAUUACGAUAAAUGACUUAAACAACAUUACGAACAGGUUUUACUUGACGCCAAACAGACUAAAUGAGAGUGCUCGAGACUGAAGCGACACAGUCGUACAACAUGGGAAAGAACCGCAAACAUAAGAUGCGAAAGGCCAAGGAAGCCUCCGAUUCUUCUGAUGAUGGAUGUGCAUCAUUACCAGUGUGUAACCAUAUUAAUAUGGCUGUUAACUUGGCUGCCAUGAAGAAAGGAUUGACCAAACAAGUGUAUGGGGAGUGCGCGUCCUGUUCUAAGGAUAGUUCAACUGGACGCAAACCAGGACAAGGGGAAACUUUGGACCAGGCUAGUGCACCUCAUCAGGAAGAAAGUUUGAUUGGUGACCAAGAGCCUACACUGUGGGUGUGUCUACAGUGUGGACACCAGGGUUGUGACCGAAACUCACGAGACAAGCAUGGCCUGAAGCAUUACGAGACCCCACGGUCUAGCUGUCACUGUCUGGUGAUAAACUCCACCACCUGGACAUGCUGGUGUUACAAGUGUGAUGAUGAUAUUCCACUGGAACGCAGUAAAAGACUACAGGAGUGUAUGGAGUUCUUAAGGAAACAAGCAGGUCUGCCCCAGCCUGAACUAGUGAAGCGUGUGACACAGGAGGCUGCUGCUGCUGUAGAUGGGUCGGAGCAGGUUGUAAAGGACACCAAUACUCGACCCCUUACUCCAAAGACCUCAGCACCUGGACUGUGUCAUAAAAUCAAGGGCCUGAGUAAUCUUGGAAAUACCUGUUUCUUCAAUGCUGUCUUACAGAAUAUGACCCAGACACAGUGUUUUGAGAGCUGUCUGUUGGAACGCGGAAAGAAGGGUCGGUCAGUGUCAAUUUCCGGCAAGAGUGAUACUGAUGACAGCUCCACGGGGGAGGAAAGUGAUGGAGAACCGCCGCCUGUCAAGGAACUUCCCCACAUUGCUGUGUCUCUGGGUGAGGCUGGGCCCCUCACUCAGUCACUCAGUCACUUCCUCCAGGAGAUGAACAAUAACACCUCAAACCGCACCUCUACAGUCAACCCAAAUGCUCUCUUCAGCCAAGUGUGCAAAAAGGCCCAGAGGUUUCGUGGCUACCAGCAACAAGACAGCCAUGAACUCCUGCGUUAUUUGUUAGACAGCAUGAAAACAGAGGAAGUCAAGAGACGACAAGCUGCUAUUCUAAAGUUUUUCAAAUUGUCAGAAAAUAUUAAUCCAAAGAAAGUAGAUGAGGAAACUCGAUAUCGAGUCCGAGAAUAUGGUCGCCAGGGCAAGCACACUUUUGUUGAUGCUGUAUUUGGUGGGAACCUGAUCAGCACUGUGAUCUGUGAGGAAUGUUCUUAUAUAUCACAGAUCUUUGAGCCAUUCCUUGACAUUUCUCUACCUAUUACUGAGGAGAAGCCUCAGAGGCCAAACCAGGUACCAGGUGGGAGGAAGAAGGAGGCAGCAGAUACUGAGGUCCCGGAGGAUUCCCCCGCCAUUGGUGUAGACGGAUUUGCCUUCAAGGGCGAUAAGAAUGGUAAACACAUUAGCAAGAAGGAAAAACGUCAAGCAAAGAAGGAUGCAAAGAGACGUUCCAAAGUUUCCAAGAACCAAGUGUUGCCUAUGACAGGUGGCAACAUCCCUUCUGUGGAGGAAGGAGAUGGGCCUGGGGAGGGGGCAGAGCCUGAGACCGCAGAAGGUGAGCUAAGGAAGGAGGAGGAAGCACAGAAGGAAACGGUAGAUGAAGAUGGAAAUUCCAGUAAUAGAGAUGACCCAUCUGAUGCUGAUGUAGAGGACAACUUAGAGAGUGAUAUCAACAGAUUUGCCAGCUUGUCUGUCUCUUUUGGAGAGAAGUGUGUAGCUGAAGAGGAUGAGGGAGCUGUGGGCGGUGAUGAAGAUAAUGAAACCUUCCCAUCAGGCUGUGUGGUAGAAUCAAGCAUGCAGGAAUCGGGUGGAGCUGGGAAUUUAUCAGAGUCAAGUGGCACAUGUAAGGGCUCCCAGGGGGCGGAGAGCAGCACAGGGGCUGGCUCUAUGAGUGGGAGCACAAGCACCAUCAAACAGGGCCAGGACAGUGCUGAGGAGGAGCUGGGGCAAGACCAAUGCAGACACAACAACAUUGGUGAUGGGAAGGAGUUAGGACACAAUAGAGGGAGUAAUGGCCACAUAUGUAAGGAGGAGGGCAAUGGCUGUGGUCAGUGUGAUAGUGGGGUUGAUUUCAAUGGUCAAGCCUCGGACUCAAACAGAGACAUAAGUGGUGACGGGGAGGUGAAACAAAGUGCUAGUCUAUGUAAUGGUGAACUGGUAAACAGAACUUGUGACAAUUGUAAUGUAGAAAUGGUGAGAAAAAGUAUUUCAGAUACGCAUAUUAUGAACGGACAUGUAAGUAAUUGUGGCAUGUUGAGUAAGGAGGAGCCUGGCCUCUGUAAUGGCACCUCCACUGACACUUCAGUACUUACAGAUAAACUAGACAAGUUACAGGAUGACCAUGGAGAGGAGACCAGAGGCACACACAACACAACCUCAAGGAACACAUGUGAUCACCACUCCCUGCCAAAGUCACGGUCAGUGGAGUGCUUGGGUUCCAGUAUGGAAGGUGGACGUAACUCACCCAAGCCUUCCCAUUCUGCAGGUACGCUGGACAGUGUACAGAAAAAGGCCUGUCUGUGUCGCCAGGCGUCUAAGCAUUCAAAACGUAAAGAGGCCAAGGCAAAGUCAACCUUGACUCUGGGACAUAGGUACCAGCCGUCGUCACGGGAAUGCUCCAUCAUGUCCUGUCUGCACCAGUUCACGUCAGCAGAGCUGCUCACUGGCAACAACAGGUUUGGCUGUGCCCAGUGUACCAGGAUUAAAAACAAACAAUACCCUAACAAAGAGAAGAAAGACAAGCAGUAUUCCAUUGCCUCCAAGCAGUACCUGAUAUUUACACCUCCCCCUAUUCUCACACUUCACCUAAAGAGGUUUGAACAGGUUGGCUACAGCUCCAGGAAAGUCAAUCGUCAUGUAGACUUCCCUUUUGUGUUGGAUUUGGCCCCGUACUGUAGUUCUCUAUGCCAGGGUAUCAAGCCCGGGCAGCAGAAGAUCCUAUAUGCCUUGUACGGUGUGGUGGAACACAGUGGCCGUCUCAACGCUGGUCACUACACUGCCUAUGUUAAGGUGCGACCUAAUGUAGGCCUCACCAACACCUUCCUGCUGUCAGGAUUCCCAAGUCGACGCGAAUACAUCCAACGCUACAUGGAAAACCUGUCAAACAGUAUGCCCCUGGAGCGUGAGGAAGCCAUUGAUGUGCUAGAAGAGAAACUUGUACCGCCUGGGCGCUGGUACCACAUAAGUGACAGUCGUGUUACAGAGGCUACUGAGUCGACUGUACAAAGAGCCCAGGCCUACCUUUUGUUUUAUGAACGUAUAUACUAGAUACCUUAGCUCAACAAUUACUGUAGGCUUGCUGGUUCAGUAAGGAAUUUAAUGAGAAUGGGACGUUAACAUGACCCUUGUUUAUCAUUCCCUGAUUUUAAUAUUAACUUACCGACACAAUGUUGUGCUGCUGUAUGCUUUUAACUUACAGAGUGUUGAUCAUUGUGGUCAGACUAGCGUUCUUCCAGACCUGUCAGAAGUUUUAUCUGUUUACACUUCAUAUAUGCUAACAUUCUCCCAGAAGUUAUAUUUCUGGGUUCUUUGUUACAGGCUAGCAUUCAGUUAGAACUCCAAAAAGUUAUAUUUCUGGGUUCUUUGAUACAGGCUAGCAUUCAGUUAGAACAGGCUAGCAUUCAGUAGAACUCCCAGAAGUUAUAUUGUGAUGUUUUGUGCAUGCUAGCAUUUUCAACAAACUCUCAAAAGUGAAGUAAUUGUGAUCUAUAAUAUGGGCUAACAAUCACCCUCAGCUCUCAGCAGUGACAUCAUUGUGAUGUAUUUUUGGGCGAGCAUUCUCCUAAAACUCACUGAAAUGAUAUGGUGAUAUUGUAAAGAGGCUAGCAUUCCUUAGAAACAUCUUCCAGGGCUCUUGGGACGUUAUAACAUUGUGAUAUUUCAUAGAGGCUACCAUUCCCACCAACUCAAUAGUGAUAUCAAUAUGAUUUGGUUUCAGGCUAACCCUCUCGGCAUUGUUGACAGUAUGCCUAUCAAUUUGAGUGGAGUUCAUCCCCUUUUUUAUAUCACAUGCCAUUUUACCGUCAAAGUUGCCUCCCAGUUUUGACCGAUUUGGCUGCUUUACUGAUAGGGCUCGUGUGGACUAUAAGAUCAUCUAUCAUGAAUGUAGCGGUUUAUUGAAUGGUUGUUAAACAAUGUUUUAUUUAAGCUACAAAUCUAAAUUUGGUUGAUCUACAAAUGUUGCUUUACAUGUAUCAUGUCGGACCCUAAUGUGCUGUACUUACAAAGCUACAGUGAUCUUUGUUGUGGUUUUGGGCACAUGUCAAGAUUACCUUAAACAUUUAUAAAUAAAGAAGCUAAUAAUGUUCUAUUUUGAAGCAAGAUUAAGAAGCUCAGGACUUGAUUGAGUGGAAUCUGGCCAAAAUUUACUGUGUACAAUUGUUUGAUUAUCACGAAAAAAUAUAUUGUUUUGUGCGAGUAUGUGAGAAAUUUUUCUUGAUAAUUAAUGAGACUGUUACAUGAUAGCAUUUCACAACCGUUUUUAUACAAACUUUAUUGCUAUGUCUUCAAAACGUUGAUCAAGAUGUGAACAUUUAUGCAAUUUAGUAUGAAAAACUUAUAAAAGGUGAUAUCUUAUGAUACAUUAUAAAAUCACCUAACCAUCCUAAUUUUGUCAUCAAUACAUUACUAUUAUUUUACCAAAUUUUUAAAUUCUGAUAUCUAAUUUUCUUGAAGCAAAAGAAUAGGUUGUUUGAUGUGUUAGAACAUGUUUAUAUGUAAAACCUCAUUCUGAAAAAAAGUUUUGAUUAUUGCAUUGUACAAUUAAUGUUUCUAGUGACAAAUUAUGAACUGGUAUUUGUACAUUGUGACAAAAAAAGAAACAGAAAAAAAGAUAGGGCUGUAUUUAAUGUGGUCAAAAUAAAUUUGUGCUUAGUGAUUUUUAUUUUCAAUAUAAGGAUGUCUCAUUGUACUGGUAACAUCCACAUCUGUAGGUAUUUAUUAUAUUAAAGUUUAUUAUUUUUGUAAUAUUUUAAUCUUAUACAAAAUAAGAUUUAUUCAUCAAAAGGUAUCAUUUACUGAUUUAGUCUAAAUUUAAUUAAUUUGACACAUUCUUCUACAGCAUAUAGAACAACCAUUUUCCAGGAAGGUCCAAGUUUAGUAAUAUGAUGUUGUAAUUAUGAUUUCAACACUCAGCUAGGAAUGCCAGAUUAGUUUGGUAAUACAUAGCAAUGUUUUAAACUUUUUUGUAUUCUUUUGUGCCAUUCUGUUUUCAUACCAAGUUUAAUUCCUUUCUGCAUUGAAAGGCACUGUACCACUCACAAUCACCCCAACUGGGUGUUACCUACAGUGAAGUUCAGUAGAAUUGAGACUUGAAACUAAUAGAAAUAAUAAUUACAUAUUUAUCAUUAUAUCCAGUGUUCAGCAGAGUGUUUACAACUUAGACAGUUUCUUGCAUUGUAGUUGUGAAGUUACUUGUAUGGUAGGUAGAAGUUCAUUUAUAAAAUUUAAUAAAUAUCCUAUUUCAAUAGAUCAUACAUGAUUGUCAGAAUUUCUCCACAAAUUUUUGUUUUGUUUUCGUUAUUUUAAUGUUAAAUUCUCAUUGUCAUUUCAGUAAAAUGAUAUUGUUAUUGAUAUUAAUGACAUUUCACAAAUUCAGCUAGGUAGGAUUGAAUUUAAAUGAUAACACCAGACAGAGGAGUGUAAACCUUUCUGGUCCAUUUUAAACUACAUUGAUACAGUUUUUAUAAAUGAGCUGGGCUUGCUACACACUUCUGAUGUUUUACUGUAAAACACUAGUGACCUACGUUGUUGACCUUACUUGUGAACUGUAGAGUUGUGAGAUGCUAAGGUGAGGUUUUAGGUUGGUUACAGGUUAGACUACUUAUGUACAAUCACGAUAGUGUCCGACAUACCUAGCCAGCCUGCUCCUGUGUAGACGAGUCUGUGGCCCUAAAUCAAAUGCCUACUGUUGCGUCAAUGCAUGUUUAAUUCAUGGGCCAACAGGACUGGACUAGUCGGUCACUUCAGCACAGGAAGCAGGUUGUGUAUGUAAAUUACAGAAAGAAAGAUGUUGUAUAUCUGGCCCUGUCUAGAUAAUGCUUAUUCUGUUAGAACACAUGAUUUAUAAGUAGAGGCCACGUUCCCUUCACAAUAAACCUUGUUCAGUUAAACUAUAAUUCUCUCUCUCAGUAAUUAGGUUCCCUCAUUAAUGGUGAGAGUACUAAUCUAUAGUAAUCUCUUUUUCCUAGUCUGUCUGCUAGAUACAGGUCAUUUACUUUUCAGCAAUUCUUGUUCUGUCAGUUUAGAAUAUUUCUAUUUCUCAUUUAUUCUAUUAAUUUAGGACAUUUUUGCCUCCCAGUAAUUCCAUUAAUUUAGGACAUUUUUGCUUCUCAGUAAUUCUUUUUCUGUUAAUAUAAGAUUUUUUUGCCUCCCAGUAAUUCCAUUAAUUUAGGACAUUUUUGCUUCUCAGUAAUUCUUUUUCUGUUAAUAUAAGAUUUUUUUUCCUCCCAGUAAUUCCAUUAAUUUAGGACAUUUUUGCUUCUCAGUAAUUCUUUUUCUGUUAAUAUAAGAUUUUUUUGCUUCUCAGUAAUUCUUUUUCUGUUAAUAUAAGAUUUUUUUGCCUCCCAGUAAUUCCAUUAAUUUAGGACAUUUUUCCUUCUUGUACUCGGUUAUUCGUGUCCUGCACAGGACAUUUCCUUUCCCUAAAAAAUCUUGUCAAUUUGCAUAGGACAUUAUCCCCUCUUUCUGUUUGAUAAUUGUUUAUGUAGGGACACUUCCCAUUUUAAGUCCUGUAUUGUGCUAUGUAACAUUUGGCAUAUGUUAUUUUUGGCAUAUGUUAUUUGUGAUAAUAAAUAUAAAAAUGAGCUAUUUUUUCCAGUGCUAUUUACAGUGUGAUAUAUUUAUUGUUUAGCAUUGACAUACCAAAAUACAGUUUGUAUGGUCUGUUAAGGGGAGAACUCGUGGCUGACCGGACAAAUAGGUUGGUAAGUAUUCCUACAGAGUAUGUGUAACACUGCUAGGGGAGUACUUGUGGCUGACCGGACAGAUAGGUCGGGAAGUAUUCCUACAGAGUAUGUGUAACACUGCUAGGGGAGUACUCGUGGCUGACCGGACAGAUAGGUCGGGAAGUAUUCCUACAGAGUAUGUGUAACACUGCUAGGGGAGUACUCGUGGCUGACCGGGCAGAGUAUGUGUAACACUGCUAGGGGAGUACUCGUGGCUGACCGGACAGAUAGGUCGGGAAGUAUUUCUACAGAGUAACACUGCUAGGGGAGUACUCGUGGCUGACCGGACAGAUAGGUCGGGAAGUAUUCCUACAGAGUAUGUGGAACACUGCUAGGGGAGUACUCGUGGCU
Mizuhopecten yessoensis (Yesso scallop) is the source of this 7493-nucleotide messenger RNA. RefSeq names its product ubiquitin carboxyl-terminal hydrolase 45-like. NCBI's taxonomy places the organism in Eukaryota, Metazoa, Mollusca, Bivalvia, Pectinida, Pectinidae. Gene Ontology annotation, cellular component: cytosol; nucleus. Gene Ontology annotation, biological process: protein deubiquitination. Bases 142 to 3465 code for a protein of 1107 amino acids. Gene Ontology annotation, molecular function: zinc ion binding; cysteine-type deubiquitinase activity; cysteine-type endopeptidase activity. The record is from RefSeq and is a predicted model, not a curated record. The transcript has 19 exons.